AUGCCUGGUUCCAUCAGAACACUUAUAGCUCUACUCCUCCUCUCCUUCUUGUCUUUUUCCACACAGGGACACACCCACAAGGACUCGGUACUUGGUUCAACAGCGAAGCACAAGUACGAUAAGGCACACUCGCUUGGAGAUGGGUACCAAUUUGACCCGCGAGACGGAUGGGAGGUGGUCAAUGCCACAAAUCUCGACUACAAGUAUAGCAAUGAUAUCGCCCAACCCCAGAAUAUCGUCGGCAGAAAAUUGCACGCAAAUAAAUCGUCCAAACCAAAGGGCGUGGCGGGUUCUUUGACGGAGUUCCUUCAGAAGGCGUUGAAGGGAUUGACAGGCAUUGGAAAGCCCCAACCCGUCACGAUUACAUGGUACACUGGCCACGACUUGCUACACCCCAGUUGCUGGCCCAAAGGUCGAUGGGCACCAACAGACGAUUCCUUUGUCGCAGCCUUGACGCAAAAGGGAUGGGCGAGCAAGCCGAAGUGCUUCAAAUUUAUCGAGCUAUGCAAUACUCCGAAGAGGUGUAUUUUCGUCCGAGUAGUAGACACAUGCGCAGGUUGCGCUGCCAACUCGAAGCAUGUGGAUCUGACUAGGGCUGCCUUUGGAGCACUCGCCGAUUUCGAUGAAGGCAUUUUGAAAGUGCAAUAUCGCCCGGCCACCCAGCCCAAGGAAUGGCACGAGAAGCUGUGGGGUCCCAAGGUGCACUGA
Molecule: messenger RNA, 708 nt
Organism: Coprinopsis cinerea okayama7#130
Lineage: Eukaryota; Fungi; Basidiomycota; Agaricomycetes; Agaricales; Psathyrellaceae
Exons: 5
Coding region: 1-708 (235 amino acids)
Source: RefSeq, a predicted model, not a curated record